Messenger RNA from Recurvomyces mirabilis, 1020 nucleotides. RefSeq lists its product as uncharacterized. The transcript has 2 exons. Bases 1 to 1020 code for a protein of 339 amino acids. The record is from RefSeq and is a predicted model, not a curated record. NCBI's taxonomy places the organism in Eukaryota, Fungi, Ascomycota, Dothideomycetes, Mycosphaerellales, Teratosphaeriaceae.
AUGUCCGUCACACCGUGGCACACGCUAUCAUUCUCGACCAUCGUCCUAGAGUGGCAAACCGCAGCCUCUUUCCCUACGCACAGCUCACAUUCACUCCCCCAAUACUUCCUUCAACGCCUCGCUACCAUGGCACAAUGGGUCAUCGAUCAGCUCAAUGCUCGUCUACAAAGCAGACGAGAUAUACUGCACUCCCUCUUCUCCAACGAGAUCACGACACAACAAGCCGCCGAGGACCUAGCCACCAUCACAGAGUCCCGGAUUGAAGAGCUCGACCCAGACAGCACCGACCCUACCGAACAGAACUGCAACUCCGUGAUCGAAGACACCUGGCUCGUUAUCUAUUUUCACGCCCGAGACAACCCGUCACAUCAAGACCUACUCGUUGAAGUUCUGCUGCACAUGUCUAAACUCCCGACUCCUCGCUUCGUCAACGGGACAAAAGCAGAAGCCAAUGGUCAGAAACUUUGGAGCGAGCUCCCAGAAAUCCGUUGGAUUGGACGCGAGCACUGGGAGGCCCCGAUACGUAUGCGUGCCGCACCACCGUGGGAAACCAGCGAUCGCGCGCAGUCGAUCGCCAAUUUUGUAAACAUCAAUGCUUUCCUUGCACGUCAGCAAGCGACAGGCUUGUCUUUUCUGGAUCAUAGUCUUCUGGCUCUCUGGACGUUUCGAGCCGCGCUCGAGUACCCCAGUAUCGAGCGUGCGAAGAUGUCUCCGCUGGACUUCAAUGUCCCUGGCGCAGCGGUGUGGAUCGAGAUUGCAGGCGAGCAUUUAUUUGGAAUGGAGAAGGAAUUUCCGCAUGGUGGUAAUCAAGGCCGUCCGGGAUUGGGAGGUCCGCUUUGGGACGGCAUGUACGGGUUUUGUGGGGAGCGGUGGGCGUUGUGGCGUCGUAGGUUUGGUGAGCUGGCUGACGCGAGUGAGUUGGAGCACGAGCUGAGAGAUCUGAGCUCCAGAGCCGAGGCGAAGAUGAAGGAGAUUGAGGCUCAUGCAGUGUCAAAACAAAUAAGCUGGAGUUCUGGCUAG